This is a messenger RNA of Mytilus trossulus (common blue mussel), 1945 nucleotides long. Its product is annotated as prestin-like. Lineage: Eukaryota; Metazoa; Mollusca; Bivalvia; Mytilida; Mytilidae. Gene Ontology annotation, molecular function: oxalate transmembrane transporter activity; bicarbonate transmembrane transporter activity; sulfate transmembrane transporter activity. Gene Ontology annotation, cellular component: plasma membrane. The coding region runs from base 38 to 1945 and encodes 635 amino acids. The transcript is spliced from 16 exons. Gene Ontology annotation, biological process: transmembrane transport. The record is from RefSeq and is a predicted model, not a curated record.
UAAAAGACAUGCCAGGAAGUACUCAUCAUUGAAUUACAUGAAGUCAUGUUUGUUUUCUAAUGUGCCUAUAAUACAGAACCUAAAACAAUAUAACUUACGGAAAUACUUAGUAAGUGAUAUUCUCUCUGGAAUUACUGUCGGUAUCAUGCAGAUACCCCAAGGUAUGGCAUUUGGUUUAUUGACAACACUCCCACCAAUAUGUGGAAUGUAUACUGCCUUCUUUGGUCCUUUGACAUACUUUUUCCUCGGAUCAUCAAGGCAUCUCUCUGUAGGGGCAGUAGCCGUAGUCAGUCUGAUGAUGGCCUCAGUGAUUGAUGUAGCAAUGCAAGAAAACAAUUUGUAUACCGUCACAGAAAGCUCAACAAAUACUUCAAUAGAUGAUAUUAUUAAUAAACGAAAAAUAGAGAUAGCUACGUCAGUAUCAUUCGUGUCUGGGCUUUUCAUGAUUAUAUUGGGUAAAUUAAAGUUUGGUUUGAUAUCGACUUACAUGUCAGAGCAGUUAGUAAGUGGAUUUACGGCAGCAGUGGCAAUCCACAUUACAACUAGUCAGGCGAAACACAUCUUUGGCAUCUCAGUGCCUCAGCAUAAUGGCAUAUUCAAGGUUAUUAAGACCUGGAUAGAUGUUUGUUACAACAUACCCUCCACUAACUUCGCCACACUCAUUACCACUGUGAUAUGUUUCAUCAUACUUUAUCUCGUUAAAGUUCAAAUUAAUAUGAGAUUUAAAUCUAGACUAAAGAUGCCCAUUCCUAUAGAACUUAUCAUUAUUUCCAUAGCAACUGGAAUUGCUCACUUCGCAGAGUUCAAUCAGAGGUUCAACAUCAACAUUUUAAAAGACAUUCCAGCAGGGUUGCCAUCACCAGUAUUACCGAACCCCGUGAUAGCUACAGAUUAUAUAGCUGACGCCUUCAUUAUAGGAAUAGUGGCCUUUACCCAUUCGGUAUCUGGCGCUAGACUUCUGGCCAGGAAACAUAAUUAUAAAAUUGAUCCGAAUCAGGAGUUAGUUGCAAGUGGAGCUGGGAGCGUUGUAUGUUCGAUUUUCUCUGGAUACAUCAAUGCAGGGUCAUUAUCAAGAACUAUGGUACUGGAUGGUACGAACGGUAAAUCCCAGAUUGCCUGUUUAGUGGGAUGUGUUAUUGUCAUAAUCAUGAUAUUAGCAAUUGGACCAUUGUUUUACUCAUUACCAAAGUGUGUUUUGUCAGCAGUCAUUAUCAUAAACCUCCGUACGAUGUUUAUUCAGAUAUUAGAGGUACCAUCACUGUGGCGUACAUCAAAGUAUGAUUUCGUUAUAUGGAUGGUGACCUUUCUGACCUCCUCCAUUCUUGAUGUUGAUAUUGGUAUAGCGUCCAGUCUGAUAUUUUCUUUGUUAACAGUAUCAUUACGUACUCAGAGUCCUUCGUCAUAUACACUAGGAUUUGUUGGGAAGACAAAUCAGUUGAAAUCGGUAGACAGAUAUGACCCCGUUAUUACACCAGAAAAUGUCAGAAUAGUUCAGUUCCAAGCUCCUAUUUACUUUGCUAAUGCCGACAUAUUUGUGAAGAGUGUUGUUAAGUUGACUGGUAUAGACCCAGUAAAGGCCAGGAAGAAACAGAAACACUUUAAUCAAAUAGAGACAAAUAUAAGCCCGAUAGAUGUGACAGACAAUUGUGAUCUCACAAUGCAAAUAGAGUCGAAGAUGUCGGAAAAAUUUGUAGAUGAUGUAGAAAUCGUUAUACUGGAUUUUUCUGGAGUAAAUUUUAUCGAUAUUGUUGGAAUAAAGGCAUUAAAAAGGGUAUAUACCGACUAUAAAAGCAUUGGAAUUGAAGUAUGUAUAGCUAGCUGUAAUGAUAGUGUCAUAUCGAUGAUGACAUCUACAGACUUUAUGACGGGUUAUGAAGAAACAGUAUAUUUAACAGUGAAUUGUAUACUUGCGAAUAAAAAACUUAGACCAGGAUUACAAGUCUGA